AUGGUUUAUUUUAACUUUAUUCUACGCUUAUUUUUUCGUCGUGCACUUUUUCGUCGUUUAUUAUUUACAAUAGGCUUUAUUAUAUGUGUGUAUCUACUGAUAUUCUAUAACACAACUUCUAGUAAUCAAUACUAUGAACCGUCUGUGAGUAAUAUUAUUGAUAAUAAUGCUAUUCACAAUUAUAACAGCACGGAUUCAUGCCAUUUUAAACCAUCAACUGAUGAAUUUAUUCUUAAAUAUAAACCAGUUACAUUAAUUGGACUGAAGCCUGAAGCAACACGUUUUGAACCCACAAUUGAACGAAUACGUAAUCUCUUAGAACUAAUUCGUUCAAAAGAGGAUACAUAUCAACCACUACUACAAAACUUUGACGUAUUCAAUAUGAUAAAUCCGGAUAUAUCAUUAAAAGCAUAUACCGAUGAAAGUAAUAUCGAUGAAAUAAAAACAUUAUAUAAUCGUUAUAUUAAAUUAAUGCCAGAUAAUAAAACAAUACAUGUUGAUCACGCAAUGAUAGAUUAUUUAAAACAAAUAUCAAGUUAUUUAUCAGAUGGAUUAAGAAAUAAUAGAGCAAAUAGAUUGCCAGUAGAAUGUCUCCGUAAACCAGUUUUUGUUCUUGCUUGUGACGAAGGCUUUUUUAAUAUACUUCAAGGUGCCAUUCAUUCACUCGAUGAAUAUUGGUCUGGUUAUAGAAUCGUCUUUUAUGAUAUGGGUCUUUCUAGUGGCCAAGUGAAAUUGCUGAGAGAAAAAUGUAAACAAUGCACGAUUAUUAAAUUUCCAUUUUCAUCUAUUAAAAUUUUUGCAUCACAUAUUGAUAUAUUGAAGACUUAUGCGUUCAAACCAUUUGUUAUUCAGGAUGCAUUACGCCGUUAUGGUACAAUCAUCUACGGUGAUGCAUCUGCUCGCUUCAAUUCAAAUUCAUUUAAUCCAGUUUUAAUUGAUAACUAUAUUCGUGGCUUUGCUGCACGUGAAUUACCUGAUCAUUAUCUAUCUUGUUUUACGCGAACGGGUACAUUUGAUUGGUUUAAUCAAUCUUAUAGUCAAUUUGAUGAAAUUUAUAUGUCCGAAGCAAAUUUUUUAGUUGUUACAGAUACAUUUUUAACACGUCUCAUGAUGAAAGCAUGGUUAACAUGUGCUCUUGAAUCUAAGUGUUUAAUAGCGUAUGAAUCACAAUCAAAAUGUCGAGGAUCUUCUACUACAUAUCAUCGUUAUGAUCAAAGUGCGAUGGUUAUCAUUUUAACACAUUUUUUCUUUCCAGGUACUAAAUCAACCUGGGGCGAUCGACAUCUUAAUGACCCAGCUCCAUAUGAUAUGUUUACAAGCAUACAAAUGAAUUUAGGUGAUAUUAAACGUGGAUAUCAAGAUCCAAACUAUUUAUCAGAAAAAAAGAUCGCGUAA
Messenger RNA from Rotaria socialis, 1395 nucleotides. Lineage: Eukaryota; Metazoa; Rotifera; Eurotatoria; Philodinida; Philodinidae. The record is from the annotation of a GenBank genome assembly.